This is a messenger RNA of Arvicola amphibius (Eurasian water vole), 2283 nucleotides long. It is a transcript of the gene Pde1c, whose product is annotated as phosphodiesterase 1C. Bases 1 to 2283 code for a protein of 760 amino acids. Gene Ontology annotation, molecular function: 3',5'-cyclic-nucleotide phosphodiesterase activity. The transcript has 19 exons. Gene Ontology annotation, biological process: signal transduction. The record is from RefSeq and is a predicted model, not a curated record. NCBI's taxonomy places the organism in Eukaryota, Metazoa, Chordata, Mammalia, Rodentia, Cricetidae.
AUGACGGACGCCAGCCAAAAGAAGGAGGGCUUCAAGAAAUGUAGGAGCGCCACUUUCAGCAUCGAUGGGUACAGCUUCACUAUCGUUGCAAAUGAAGCAGGAGAUAAGAAUGCCCGUCCACUUGCCCGCUUCUCCCGGUCUAAAUCUCAGAACUGUCUGUGGAACUCCCUCAUUGAUGGGCUCACUGGGAAUGUCAAGGAGAAGCCGCGGCCAACAAUUGUUCAGGACACCCGACCCCCGGAGGAAAUCCUGGCAGAUGAGUUGCCACAACUGGAUAGCCCAGAAGCUUUGGUGAAGACGUCCUUCAGGUUACGGUCUUUGGUCAAGCAGUUGGAACGAGGGGAGGCCUCUGUGGUAGAUCUUAAGAAGAACCUGGAAUAUGCAGCGACUGUGCUUGAGUCUGUAUAUAUCGAUGAAACAAGGCGGCUUCUGGAUACAGAGGAUGAGCUUAGUGACAUUCAGUCAGAUGCUGUGCCUUCUGAGGUCCGAGACUGGCUGGCCUCCACCUUCACGCGACAGAUGGGGAUGAUGCUUAGGCGAAGCGAUGAGAAGCCCCGGUUCAAGACCAUCGUCCACGCAGUGCAAGCUGGGAUAUUUGUAGAGAGAAUGUAUAGGCGGACAUCAAACAUGGUUGGGUUGAGCUAUCCGCCAGCUGUUAUUGAUGCAUUAAAGGAUGUGGACAAAUGGUCAUUCGAUGUGUUUUCCCUCAACGAGGCCAGUGGAGAUCACGCGCUGAAGUUCAUUUUCUAUGAAUUACUCACACGCUAUGAUCUGAUCAGCCGUUUUAAGAUCCCCAUUUCUGCGCUUGUCUCGUUUGUGGAGGCCCUGGAAGUGGGAUACAGCAAGCACAAAAAUCCUUACCACAACCUGAUGCAUGCCGCUGACGUCACGCAGACUGUGCAUUACCUCCUCUAUAAGACAGGAGUAGCAAACUGGCUGACGGAACUGGAGAUCUUUGCAAUAAUCUUCUCGGCUGCCAUCCACGACUACGAACACACUGGAACUACCAACAAUUUCCACAUUCAGACACGGUCGGAUCCAGCUAUCUUGUACAAUGACAGGUCUGUACUGGAGAACCACCACUUGAGUGCAGCCUACCGCCUUCUGCAGGAUGACGAGGAGAUGAAUAUUCUGGUCAACCUCUCUAAGGAUGACUGGAGGGAGUUCCGUACCUUGGUAAUUGAGAUGGUAAUGGCCACGGAUAUGUCCUGUCAUUUCCAGCAAAUCAAAGCCAUGAAGACAGCCCUGCAGCAGCCAGAAGCAAUUGAAAAGCCGAAAGCCUUAUCCCUGAUGCUGCACACAGCAGACAUCAGCCACCCUGCAAAAGCAUGGGACCUGCACCACCGCUGGACCAUGUCUCUCUUGGAGGAGUUCUUCAGACAGGGUGACAGAGAAGCUGAGCUGGGGCUGCCGUUUUCUCCUCUCUGUGACAGAAAGUCAACCAUGGUUGCCCAGUCACAAGUGGGUUUUAUUGACUUCAUUGUGGAACCCACCUUUACUGUGCUCACGGAUAUGACUGAGAAGAUUGUGAGUCCAUUAAUCGAUGAAACCUCCCAGACUGGUGGGACCGGCCAGAGGCGCUCAAGUUUGAACAGCAUCAACUCCUCAGAUGCAAAGCGAUCAGGUGUCAAGAGUUCUGGGUCAGAAGGAAGCGCUCCCAUCAACAAUUCUGUCAUCCCUGUUGACUACAAGAGUUUUAAAGCCACUUGGACUGAGGUGGUGCACAUCAAUCGGGAGCGGUGGCGGGCCAAGGUGCCCAAAGAAGAGAAAGCCAAGAAGGAAGCUGAAGAGAAGGCUCGCCUGGCUGCUGAGGAAAAACAAAAGGAAAUGGAAGCCCAAAGCCAAACUGAACAAGGCAAAGCUGAGAAGAAGACAUCGGGAGAAACAAAAGGUCAAGUCAAUGGAGCCCGUACAAACAAGGCGAAGAACCCCAAGGGUGACAAGGCGGGAGAAAAACAGCAGAACGGUGACUUGAAAGACGGGAAAAACAAGGCAGACAAGAAGGAUCACUCCAGCACCGGAAAUGAUUCAAAGAAAACAGAUGGUACAAAGAAGCGUUCUCAUGGCUCACCUGCUCCAAGCACUAGUUCCACAAGUCGCCUUACCUUGCCAGUCAUCAAGCCUCCUUUGCGUCACUUCAAACGCCCCGCUUAUGCAUCUAGCUCCUAUGCGCCUUCAGUUCCAAAGAAAACGGAUGACCAUCCUGCAAGGUACAAGAUGCUGGAUCAGCGGAUCAAAAUGAAAAAGAUCCAGAACAUCUCUCAUCACUGGAACAAAAAAUAG